Molecule: messenger RNA, 2010 nt
Organism: Pipra filicauda (Wire-tailed manakin)
Lineage: Eukaryota; Metazoa; Chordata; Aves; Passeriformes; Pipridae
Gene: OTC
Product: ornithine transcarbamylase
Exons: 10
Coding region: 220-1284 (354 amino acids)
Biological process (GO): L-citrulline biosynthetic process
Cellular component (GO): mitochondrion
Molecular function (GO): amino acid binding; ornithine carbamoyltransferase activity
Source: RefSeq, a predicted model, not a curated record
GCAAUGGGCUCUGUGAGAAAUCUCUGUAUCUGUAGGGGUUGACCAAGGAAGGGUUUCAGGGUCAGCCCCUGCCUGGCCCAGCCCUGUCUGGAACCAGAGUGAAGACCUUGGUUCUUGGCUUUCCCUCAUUUGCACAGCAGCACAGCUCGCUCUCUGCUUCAUACUCCUUUCUUUCUCCCAACUUUGUGGGACUUGGAGUAAGUCUUAAUACAAACGAAGAUGCUGUUUAAUGUGAGGAGCUUUGUCAGCAUUGCAAAACUAACAGGGACCAGGAAGCAGCUGCUGCGACAGUUCUGGUAUGGGCGACCAGCUCAAAUGAAUGUUCAUCUGAAAGGUCAGGACCUCCUUACUCUACAGAACUACACAGCAGAUGAGCUGAAGUAUUUGCUGUGGAUGGCCUCAGAUUUGAAACAAAGGAUAAAGUACAAAGGAGAGUAUUUACCUUUGAUGCAAGGAAAAUCUUUGGCCAUGAUUUUUGAGAAGAGAAGCACAAGAACAAGAUUAUCUGCAGAAACAGGAUUUGCUCUCCUUGGAGGACAUCCUUCCUUCCUUACAACACAAGACAUACAUCUGGGCACUAAUGAGAGUCUCACAGAUACAGUGAGGGUGCUGUCCAGCAUGACAAAUGCUAUCUUGGCUCGAGUUUAUAAGCAUAAUGAUCUGGACCUCAUGGCAAAAGAAUCCACGAUCCCAAUAAUCAAUGGACUGUCCGAUUUAUAUCACCCUCUCCAGAUUUUAGCUGAUUACCUAACCCUUCAGGAGCACUAUGGUGGGCUGAAUGGACUCACUAUCACCUGGAUUGGGGAUGGAAACAAUGUCCUCCACUCCAUCAUGACAAGUGCUGCAAAGCUGGGAAUGCACCUGAGUAUUGCCACUCCCAAGGGCUUUGAACCAGACCUCAGAAUAACUAAAAUAACUGAACAAUACUCUGAAGAGUAUGGUACCAAGUUUCUUCUGACAACAGAUCCUUUAGAAGCUGCAGACAGUGCUAAUGUCUUAGUUACAGACACAUGGAUAAGUAUGGGACAAGAAGAGGAAAAGAAAGAAAGACUAAAGGCCUUUCAAGGUUAUCAAAUUACAAUGCAGACUGCAAAAUCUGCUGCUUCCAACUGGACUUUUUUACAUUGUUUACCCAGAAAACCUGAAGAAGUUGAUGAUGAAGUAUUUUAUUCCCCACGGUCAUUGGUUUUCCAGGAGGCUGAAAACAGAAAAUGGACAAUUAUGGCUGUCAUGGUUUCCCUGCUGACAGAUUACUCACCACAGCUACAAAAACCUACAUUUUGAUACUUGGAUUCCUACCAGGAGAAAAAUAAUCCUCACUGGCAGAAUAUUUUGGUCCUCAAACACGUAGAUCUUCUUCAGAAAGGAUCAAGGCAAUCAAUGAUAUUUUAAUAAAACCACAUAGUUUGAUGUAUAACGUUGCAUUACAUUCGUGAGAAUGUUCAAGACAACAGACACCAUUUCAGAAGCUGCUUUUCACCUGGAUGCUCCAAGCUGGCUGUCCUAGUGAUCGUCAUCACGGAAAACAUUCCAAGGUUGUACCUUAAUGCUUGGGUCUACCGGCAGCAUAGGCAUGGCACAGUUUACACGUAGCUGUGUUUGAACUUGUGUGGUGUGAUAUGACAGACAUAAACUUCUCCCCAAACCUGUGCCUUUCAUUGCCUAUUUUGGGAAGUGUGCAGGAGAAGCAAUGCUUCAGUUUGCUUUGGUUUCCUGGGCACCCUGGCUCCUGUUUCUGUCCUCCAGCCAACCUCUAAACCCCACUUCUGUUUGACACCAAAAAUAUAGAGACCUUGGGAGUAUUAUCUUCCUCCAUGACAUUCCUGUGGGCUGGCACAGGGGGAUAUUGCUGUAGAGUUGGAAUACAGCAGUUUCCAGAGUUGGAUACAGCAGAGAUAGAUGGCUGGAAGGAACUGGUUCAAUCUUUGCCUAUCUGCCCUAGACUCUCAUUCCCUAAACAAAAUUCUGCCUAAAGAAGCAAAUUUUCUAUUUCCUUUUUUUUUUUUUCCU